Sander lucioperca (pikeperch) is the source of this 2099-nucleotide messenger RNA. RefSeq names its product 3-oxoacyl-ACP synthase, mitochondrial (gene oxsm). Gene Ontology annotation, biological process: fatty acid biosynthetic process. The coding region runs from base 356 to 1750 and encodes 464 amino acids. The transcript is spliced from 2 exons. NCBI's taxonomy places the organism in Eukaryota, Metazoa, Chordata, Actinopteri, Perciformes, Percidae. Gene Ontology annotation, molecular function: 3-oxoacyl-[acyl-carrier-protein] synthase activity. The record is from RefSeq and is a predicted model, not a curated record.
GUUAGGCCUGAGGAGUGGGGAUUGGUUAGGGUUAGGGUAAGAAUACCCGGUUAAGCCAAUCAGAGGCAAAAUGAGGCGGGCAACGAGGCACGUCCUUUGACGUUGACACGUCUAGCGGAUCCCAUCUAGCAUCUGCCCUGGUUUCAAGGAUGUACUUGUUUUCUCGUUUUAUAAAUGUAUUAACAAUUGACAGAUAACUUUAAAGUAGUACUCGGCCGAGUAGGUUACAAAUUUCCGUUGCGUCUGGGGGACAUUUCAACUUUGGUUUUGUACAUUUAUUCCUCUGAUUUUAAGAGGGGAUUCACCAAAGCUACGAGCUACAGUAAGCUGUGUCAAACUUGACAGCGAUAACAGCAUGUCUGCUCUAUCACUAUCUUGUUGGACUAAACUCCAGCUGAGACCACAAAACAUAAGGACAUUUCUUCAAAAGACGAUCUGUGUUUGUCCAAACCAAGACGCCAGGCACCACAGCUCUGGAAAGCACAAAAGGAGGGUUGUUAUUACUGGCAUAGGGUUAGUGUGUCCUCUGGGCACAGGGACUGCACUACCCUGGGACAACCUGAUUAAAGGCCAGAGUGGGAUUGUUGCUCUUCACUCAGAGGAGUACAACACUGUUCCCUGUAAAGUGGCAGCACUGGUGCCCAGAGGAAACAAACUGGGUCAGUUUAAGGAGGAGAGGUUUGCCUCUUGUGGGGAGAUCAACAGCAUGUCACCAGCCACUGUAAUGGCCCUCGGAGCUGCUCAGCUGGCUCUGGAGGACUCAGGUUGGUACCCCAACACCCCAGAGGAACAGCUCAAUACUGGGGUGGCUGUUGGCAUGGGCAUGGUGUCACUGGAGGAAAUUGCUCGCACUGCCACUGCCUUCCAAGAAAAGGGCUACAAAAAAGUCAGUCCCUUCUUUGUGCCUCGCAUCCUUGUCAACAUGGCUGCUGGACACAUAAGCAUCAAACACAAACUGAAGGGUCCCAACCAUGCAGUAUCCACAGCAUGCACCACAGGCGCACACGCCAUAGGUGAUGCAGCCAGGUUUAUUGCCCACGGGGAUGCAGUUGCUAUGGUUGCAGGGGGAACAGAAUCCUGUGUGGGGGCUCUGUCAAUGGCCGGCUUUGCCAGGGCACGUGCCCUUGCCACCAAAUGGAAUGACAACCCCAUGCAGGCUUCCAGACCCUUUCACCCAGAGAGAGAGGGCUUUGUGAUGGGCGAAGGAGCGGCGGUGCUCCUUUUGGAGGAGCUGGACCACGCAGUGGAAAGAGGAGCCAGGAUCUACGCAGAGAUCCUGGGUUAUGGACUCUCAGGGGAUGCCAGCCACAUCACCGCACCCACCGCUGAUGGAGAUGGAGCAUUCAGAUGCAUGUCUGCAGCCCUCAGAGAUGCUGGCGUCUCACCGGCAGAUGUGACAUAUGUGAAUGCCCACGCCACAUCCACGCCUUUGGGUGAUGCGGCGGAAAAUGCCGCCAUCAAGAGACUCUUCCAGCAAAGCGUUGACACCCUGGCUGUCUCCUCCACCAAGGGAGCCACGGGACAUUUGCUCGGGGCCGCCGGGGCCCUCGAGGCAGCGUUUACCGCUUUGGCCUGCUACCACGGGGUCCUGCCCCAGACGCUCAACCUGGACCGCACAGAGCCAGAGUUCAGCCUGAAUUAUGUUCCCUGCACAGCACAGCCGUGGCACACUCAGGGCCGACGGGUCGCCCUCACAAACUCUUUUGGAUUUGGCGGCACUAACGCCUCACUGUGUCUCACCAGCAUCUGAUGACACACUGGGACUAAUUCUUGACUUUAUAUAACAAGAUCAGAUCUUAUCCAGUUUGUAUUCUUUACCUCUGGUAGGAUAGAGUUUCACUGACUGAAUAUUGGUUGUUUGUGUGUUCUUAGGAUCUGAUUUUAAGGGACAAUUUCAAUGAACAUGAAUGUAGAUAUAGUUCUAAAGAACUGCAAAUAUUAAAAGCACUAAAUCUUAGGAAAAUGUUGUUUUUUGUUGUUGUUGGUCAAUGGUCAAAUUUACCAAUGGUGAAUGUGAGUAAACUGUAUCAAGGGCGUAGUUUUAGUUUCAACUUUGGGAUGGGACACAUUAUUACCUGGGGGUCUGGGGGUCUUCCCUC